AUGUAUGGCUCAUCGACUGUAGAGCUGGCCGUGGUGGCCGCCGUCACAGCAACACCGCCUUCCGGAGGUGUGAAUUGGAGAUUUCUCAGUCUGGCCGUCCUGCCCGUCUGGACUCUGCUGGCCAAUGGCUCUGUGUUGGUCUGUUUCUAUCAGGACCGCAGUCUUCGACAAAAUCUGACCAAUUUCAUCAUUGCCAGCAUGGCUUUAGCCGACUUUCUGCUGGCCAUCGCGGUGCUCCCGCUGGCGGUCUACCUCAAGGUAACUGACAUUUUCACACUAUGA
This is a messenger RNA of Protopolystoma xenopodis, 282 nucleotides long. The record is from the annotation of a GenBank genome assembly. NCBI's taxonomy places the organism in Eukaryota, Metazoa, Platyhelminthes, Monogenea, Polystomatidea, Polystomatidae.